AUGGAAAAUCAGACCACAAUUGUAACUUAUUUCGUCUUCUUGAGGUUUUCAAAUGACCCACCAGUUCAAUUUUUCCUCUUCCUGACAUUCUUCUUCAUCUAUGUAGUAACACUAAUGGGAAAUAUUACAAUUAUGAUGGUAAUAAGGGGCGACAAUACCCUCACCAGCCCAAUGUACUUCUUUCUGAGUCAUUUAUCAUUUAUAGACAUCUGCUUUUCUUCCGUCACAGUACCUAAACUGCUAGACAACAUUUAUGGAAACCUGGCAAUAUCAUACAAUAGCUGCCUCACCCAGAUGUUUUUCUUCUUACUGGCAGGAACCACUGAAUGUUUCAUUCUUGCAGCAAUGGCUUAUGAUCGAUACGCUGCCAUCUGCAAGCCCCUGCAUUAUGUACAAAUCAUGAGUAGAGUAUUUUGUAGAUGGCUGGUGGGCACUGCAUGGACAAUAAGUUUUUUUAAUGCCAUGGCAAAUACAUUAUCUGCAUUGAAUAUAGUGUUCUGUGGUCCCAACAUAAUCAACCAUUUCAGCUGUGAACUUCCAUCUUUACUUGUGUUAUCCUGUACAGAAAUAUCCCUGAGUACCAUUAUAUUCUUAAAGACUGGUGGCACACUUGCAAUUUUUUCAUUCUUUGUUAUUUUUCUAUCCUAUGUUUAUAUUGUCUCUUCGAUCCUGAAGAUUCAUUCAGCAGAAGCUAGAAGAAAAACCUUUUCCACUUGCAGUUCCCACCUCAUUGUUGUGAUUCUGUUCUACAGCACUGGCUGCCUUAGGUAUAUGACACCCAUAGCCUCCUCAAUAAUUAUGGAUGAAUACUUUUCCAUUCAAUACAGCAUCUCAACACCCAUGUUGAACCCCAUUAUCUACAGUUUAAAAAACAGGGAGGUGAGGGAAGCUAUCAAGAAACUAAUGGGGUACAAGCCAUUGAACUCUUGUAAUUUGUAA
Messenger RNA from Elgaria multicarinata webbii, 939 nucleotides. Its product is annotated as olfactory receptor 5AR1-like. Gene Ontology annotation, cellular component: membrane. Gene Ontology annotation, biological process: G protein-coupled receptor signaling pathway. NCBI's taxonomy places the organism in Eukaryota, Metazoa, Chordata, Lepidosauria, Squamata, Anguidae. The transcript has a single exon. The coding region runs from base 1 to 939 and encodes 312 amino acids. Gene Ontology annotation, molecular function: G protein-coupled receptor activity; odorant binding; olfactory receptor activity. The record is from RefSeq and is a predicted model, not a curated record.